Molecule: messenger RNA, 22275 nt
Organism: Podarcis lilfordi (Lilford's wall lizard)
Lineage: Eukaryota; Metazoa; Chordata; Lepidosauria; Squamata; Lacertidae
Source: the annotation of a GenBank genome assembly
UAAGCCGCUUAUCAGCUGAUCUUUAAGCCGGCUAAGCCGCUAAUACUGUAGUGCUAAGCGCUAAACCUCUAAUGGGCUUGCUUCGCAAGACGAAAAAACCCGCAAGACGAAGAGACUCGCGGAACAGAUUCUUUUCGUCUUGCGAGGCACCACUGUACCUUCAGGGUUGCUGGGAUUUGUAACUCUGUGAGGUGUAAACUACACGGCCCAGAAUUCUUCAAGGGAUGCUUUGCAUGUGCUUCAAAGGCAGGAUGAGGCUAUGCAGACCAAGAGGCAGAGCUACAGAGAGACACCAGCUCUAUUCUCUGGUAAUCCCUACCUCCAUGGGUAGGCAACCUAAGGCCCGAGGGCCGGAUCCAGCCCAAUCGCCUUCUAAAUCUGGCCUGCGGACAAUCCAUAAAUCAGUGUUUUUAUAUGAGUAAAAUGUGUCCUUUUACAGUGGUACCUCGGGUUACAUACGCUUCAGGUUACAUAUGCUUCAGGUUACAGACUCCACUAACCCAGAAAUAGUGCUUCAGGUUAAGAACUUUGCUUCAGGAUGAGAACAGAAAUCGUGCUCCGGCGGCGCAGCAGCAGCAGGAGGCCCCAUUAGCUAAAGUUGUGCUUCAGGUUAGGAACAGUUUCAGGUUAAGAACGGACCUCCGGAACGAAUUAAGUAUGUAACCAGAGGUACCACUGUAUUUAAAAUGCAUCUCUGGGUUAUUUGUGGGGCCUGCCUGGUGUUUUUACAUGAGUAGAAUGUGUUCUUUUCUUUAAAAUGCAUCUGGGUUAUUUGUGGGGCAUAGGAAUUCGUUCAUUUAUUUAUUUUUUCAAAAUAUAGUCUGGCCCCCCACAAGGUCUGAGGGACGGUGGACCGGCCCCCUGCUGAAAAUGUUUGCUGACCCUGCUUGCCCCAAAGUGUACCAAUUCAUCUUUCUGACAUAGCAACAGACCCGUUAAUGUGCAUAGCUGUCAACCUUCCCUUUUUUUUGCAGGAAAUUCCCUUAUUCCAGCGCCGUUUCCCGCUGCUAUCCCGGAUUGUUAGAUAUCCCAUAGACUGUCCCCGGGACAGGUGAGGCUGCUGAUCCCUUAUUUUCGAGGCUGGUGAUCCCUUAUUUUCAAAUCUGAAAGUUGACAGCUAUGGUUAAUGUGUGUGCUGUUACGCUUUGUGUGCUGCGGUGUGGAAGCUUGUGUGGCAGGCAUGGCAUUGUGCGGCUCACAGGUGAGACCUUUGUAUUUUGUCAAAACAUUCAUUUUGACUAGGUGCAAUAUUUGUGGCCAUGCCUUCACUUCAGCAUUGCGCUCUGCACAGUGCUCAGUGCCAACUGCUUCGCUGUUUAAAUUGCUUAGUCACCACCACCUGUAAGAGCAGAACUCUUUACUUUUUCUAAACUGCUUACACAAGGGGUUUUUAAAAAGCCGAGUCACUUGUGCUUACUUAGCAGAGUGGCACACAUUUCUAAUUACAAAGGAAUUCAAGGAGGGGGCAAAAAUAACACAAGGUUACCUCCUGCAGUCCCAUUCAUUUUCUUCUGCACGCACCAUGAUGAUUAUUACUAAGCCAGUGCUAAUUUCAAAAGCUUGAAGAGUAAACAAAUACAGCAGGAAGACGUAAAAUGGGAGGUGGGGAGGCUCAGGCGGUGAUCCUUAUAAUAAUGACUGGGGUCUUAGCCAGGUGCCUAGUCCCAUCAGUGAAAUAUUUUUAUUUAUUUAAAUUAUUUAUAACUCUUUUUUCACACAAUCCGAGAGCAAGAAGCAUUAAAAUACAAAAGAGAGCACUAUUUCAUGUAAAUACAACAUAAUUACCGUAUUUUCUGCUCUAUAAGAUUCACAUUUUUCCUCCUAAAAAGUAAGGGGAAAUGUGUGUGCGUCUUGUGGAGCGAAUGCAGGCUGCACAGCUAUCCCAGAAGCCAGAACAGCAAGAGAGAUUGCUGCUUUCACUGCGUAGCGAUCCCUCUUGCUGUUCUGGCUUCUGAGAUUCAGAAUAUUUUUUUUCUUGUUUUCCUCCUCCAAAAACUAGGUGCGUCUUGUGGUCUGGUGCGUCUUAUAGAGCGAAAAAUACUGUACAUCACCCAAGUCAAAGGCCACAUAUCAUGGUUUUAUGGUUUUAUGUUGUUGUAAACUGCUGUGAUAUAUUUUUAUGGUUUGUUUAUUUAUUUCAUAAAAUCUGCAUGACGAUUGGUUGUAGGAAGCCUCAAGGAGGUUUUCAAAAAUAUAAAACAAGAAAAUCAAGAUUUUUUUUUGACCCUAUUUCAAAACAUACAAAAGUUAAAAUACUAACACAGAUUAAAAUUUCCUCACUUUCCUAAGCAUCUGGGUAAGCAUGUCUAGGCAAGAAUGUUUUUAGCAGGCAUCAGAAAGACUGCAGUGAAGGCAUCUGCUUGAUCUCAAUAGGCAGGAAGUUCCACAGUGCCAGUGCUGCCACUAAAUGAUCGAAUGCUGAAUGGGUAUUAUGUGGCACCUGUAUAGUGCCGCUUCUGCCAAUCAAAACAGUUGAGUGGGCACAUGUGGGGGGUAAGGCAAUCUUGUAGGUAAACUGGUCCCAAGUUGUUAAGGACUUUUCAUGCUAAUAAUAGUAACACCUUGAACCUGGCCUGGUAGCAUAUCAGCAACCCGUGCAGGUCUCUGAGCCCAGGUGUAUGUGCUGACGAGGCCUCACUCCUGUCUGCAAGCGUGUUGCAGCAUUCUGCAUUAACUGCAGUUUCCGGAUCCAGCACGAGAGAAGCCCCACACAGAGCACAUUGCUGUAAUCCAGUCUUGAAGCAAUCAGCAAAUGAACUAUUGUGGCACGGCACUCCCAGUCCAGGAAUAAGCCAUAGCUGUUGAACCAGCCACAGUUGGUAAAAGGCAGCUCUAGCCACUUCUAGCUCCCUGAGCCUCCAGUGACAGAGCAGGAUGCAGAAGCAGCCCUAAUCUGCAAACCUCCUUUUUAUAAUAUUUUUUAUUUGGCAUCGGAAGACCAUCUUCCGAUCUUGUAUCUGAGAGGAGAGGGCAUUCUAGAGUUGAGGUAUCACAGCUAAGAAACGUUGGACACUAUUUCUUCUCCACGUGGUUUACUAUUAGUUCCUCAAGGAACUAUAUUCCUGACAUGAGAUCUGGGACCUGUAAUUUGUAUCAGCAACAAUGACUACACUGCUCUUGUGAUUGUUCUUCAGCAACCCUUUCCACCCUGGCUUUCUCUGGCUGUUUUAGACUAUAACUUCCAUCAGCCUCUGUUAGCAGGUGCUGGCUAACCAGAGUGGUAGUCCAAAAAACACACACCUGGAGGACACCUGGGACACCCUAUUCAUCCUGUUCUAACACUGCUUCAUGUCCCAUAAAAUCUGAAAAAUUGAUAUAUUUUUCCUAAUGGUAAUGUGCUUGCACCUCCAGUUCACCCCACCUGCUCUGUGGGUUCUGCUUUUCCAACACCACAUUGAUUGUACUGAAGGAGAAUUAAACACAUAUGUAAAACAAAUGAUUUCAUAAUGGAUCAGAUUCAAGGCUGUGGAAGCAUAUUUGGCAGAUUAGGUCUUGUUUUGAGAGAUCCACCUCUUUUGUUUACACUGUUGUGUUUUGAACUGUUUUACUAAUUUUUUUUUAAUGUAAUGAUUCUGUUGUCAUAACUCACCCUGGGACCUUAUGGUGAAGAGCAGGUAAAAAAAGUCCACAAUGCAUUGAUAUUAAUGUGCAGCAGGAUGCUCUCAUUUUAGUCACAGCAUAUGAUGCUCAAUUUUUAAAAAACUUUUAUUGAUAAAUGCAAUACUUACAAACACAAACCAGAACACUAAACACACUUAUUAUACAUAGAUACAUACGCCUCUCAACUUAAAUUGCAAAAAAAGAAAACAUACAAACUAAACAUACAGACAUAUAUUUUGACUUCCCUCCACCUAUAUGUGACUUCCUUUGUUUCUUUUCUUCUUUUUGCUGUGUUAUCAAUAUUAUUUUUGACUAUCUCAUCUUAUACCCAUUUCUUCUUAAUUUUUUACUCUAUAAGUUUCAUUCAUUGCAUAUUGAUAUGUUAAUACCUGAACAAUGUUUUUUGAUGUAUUCCUUCACGCUAGCCCACUCCUCUAUCAGUUUUUUGUCUGAUUGGCCUCUUACCACUGCUGUAAGUUUUGCUGAUUCUAUGAUGCUCAUAAUUUUGACUGAUUUCAUUGUCCAAUAGCUCCAGUGGCGCAAAUAAACAUCCUCCUCCUGGGUAAUGGCUUUCCCCUCUCUGGCCCUCCCUUUUGGACAGGAUAAAUGGCCAGGCAGCACAGACUCCCACAUCCUCAGCGAAGAGUUGCUUUUCCUUAGCACAGGCUCCCUAAAUGAAGGCAGAAAAGAAGCCGCAGAGCUCUUCUAGGGAGCACCACGGGAGAAGCAGAGAGCAGGCCAUUCAAGAUGGCAGGAAGAAGGACAAAGUGGAACACAGCCGGAAGACUAGCAAAGAGAGGCAGCAGGAGUUCGGGAGAAGGAAGAGGGAAAAGGAGACCCAGAGCAGCCUUCUGGCAGACAACCAAGUCCACCCUUCCACAGUAGUGGAUGUGGAUGAUGUCGUGUCGUUUGAGGAGGAAAUGGAGGUGAUGGCCUUGCUUGAAAGCGAGAAGCAGGUUGAAGGUAAGGGGGGAAGUAGUUAAGGGGCAUGCAAGAGCACGGAGAGCUCAGAAGGGCUCCAGGAUGACCCCACUGAGCUUUUCUUACUAUGCCAGAGUUUGAAUCUACUGUGCCCUGCUAAAAAGGUAAGGGAGCCCUGACUUAAAAGGUAAAGGUAAAGGGACCCCUGACCAUCAGGUCUAGUCGCGGACAACUCUGGGGUUGCGGUGCUCAUCUCACUUUACUGGCCAAGGGAGCCGGCAGACGGCUUCUGGGUCAUGUGGCCAGCAUGACUAAGCCGCUUCUGGCGAACCAGAGCAGCGCACGGAAACACCGUUUACCUUCCCUCUGGAGCGGUACCUAUUUAUCUACUUGCACUUGAUGUGCUUUCGAACUGCUAGGUUGGCAGGAGCUGGGACCAAACAACGGGAGCUCACCCCAUCGCGGGGAUUCAAACUGCUGACCUUCCGAUCGGCAAGCCCUAGGCUCUGUGGUUUAGACCACAGCGCCAAAUAAUAGUGUGAAUAAGACUGUGACUGCAUAAGGUGGCCACUUACAUUUCGCCAAAAAAAGGUAGGAAAUGCAUCACCAAAAAGGGGGCACAAAUAAUCACAGAGUGUGAAUAUAACAUUGGCAUAUAGAUGUGCAUUUAGAAAUAACUGCCGUAAUUUAAAUUUGGUACAUCUCUCCAUAGUGGGGAAGACUAGAUCAGGUAACAAUUGUUGGUGGGGAACUUCAGGGCUUGCUCACCUUUCUAAUGGUGCUUUAACUUCAAAACCAGUCCUGGAGCUGGGACCCCUGAAGCUUCAAAUAGAGGGCUAUCCUCUCACAAGCCUUCCAACAGAGGAUUGUCUUCUGUAAAGUAGGAUACGUGACCAUAGUACCAACAACAGUGGCCUCCAUCAUCUUACUGUGUUUCCCCAGUAAGAUUAAAGGUAGCACAAUGUCAUCACAUUCCAUUUAUGUAGUAGCUAAUUAAGUGGAAUGUGAGUGUAUAAAAGAGACAUGCACUCACCAGGGAGACUGGAGAAGCUGUGGUCCUCAGACUUCUUGCUUCCUGACCAUCUUUAUAUUUUUUUACUCUCAAGGCACCUUGACUUGAGGCCAGCAAAGCCAGAGUGUUUUUUUUAACUGAAGACAAACAGACACAGAAGCAAGCAACUUGCAGGAGGUGGAAAUGUUGUCGUUGUUUAGUCGUGUCCAACUCUUUGUGACCCCAUGGACCACAGCACGCCAGGCACUUCUGUCUUCCACUGCCUCCCGCAGUUUGGUCAGACUCAUGUUUGUAGCUUCGAGAACACUGUCCAACCAUCGCGUCCUCUGUUGUCCCCUUCUCCUUGUGCCCUCCAUCUUUCCCAACAUCAGGGUCUUUUCCAGGGAGUCUUCUCUUCUCAUGAGGUGGCAAAAGUAUUGGAGCCUCAGCUUCAGGAUCUGUCCUUCCAGUGAGCACUCAGGGCUAAUUUCCUUAAGAAUGGAUGCGUUUGAUCUUCUUGCAGUCCAUGGGACUCUCAAGAGUCUCCUCCAGCACCACAAUUCAAAAGCAUCAAUUCUUCGACGAUCAGCCUUCUUUAUGGUCCAGCUUUCACUUCCAUACAUCACUACUGGGAAAACCAUGGCUUUCACUAUACGGACCUUUGUUGGCAAGGUGAUGUCUCUGCUUUGGAAAAACUAUCCAAGUACACUUCAUAUUGUUCACAGCCUCUCCUGUGAGUGUAAAUUAGAGCCAUUUUUUAAUGGUAGGUCAGAUGUCAAAUCUCCCAAUGGAGUUGCCCAGGUGUGAAAAUAGGAAGGGCGGGGGGCUCAUGUAUGGAUUCUACCGUGACAUUUGAACUUGAAUGCAGGACUGUUGGAUCCAUCUUCUGGGGCUUGCUCCAGGUAUGAGUUGGCCCCAUGCAAAGCACCCCCUGGCAAGAUCCCUUUCCAUUGCUUCUGAGUCUAACUGCCUUUUUAAGUUCCUGCCAAUGUAGUGAGGCAUUGUGGGAAAACUAUAUGGCAGCAAGACAUAACUGCCCAGGCCUGAUCAGAACACUGGAUAACAUUUACUGCAGGGCUUAGAUCAGGCAUUUGUAGUAGCAGUUGCCCAAGGAUGCCAGGUGCUGACAACAGCCCUCCCCGCCAUCUGGCUGCCUGUGAUUAAUUAAGCUUAGCAAAACACGCAAGGAAAGGCUAUUCUAGCAAGCAAGAUUGGCAGAAAGCCCACCCAAAUCCCAGACUACACGAUCAGGCCUCACGGCACUAGGCUUCAGAAAGGAAUAGGAAGCUGCUAGCUACCUGGCUCAGUAGUCCACACUGGCUGGCAGCAUCUAUCUGAGGUUUCGACGUUGGGAUCUCUCCCAGCCUCACGAUCUCGAACCAUCUGCAUUCAAAGCAGAUGCUCUACCAACUAAUUCUGGCCUUCCUCAGAUAAGGGAUGCUGCUGUGCUAAUGGCUUCCAUAGACAUCUGGCUGUCCGCCAUGAUAAACAGAAUGCUAUUAUUAUUUCUGUUGCUCUGUGUUUGUCCUGGUUUCUCUUUCGAAGCCCACAAACCCAGCAUGCUCCAGUUCUGGUCUCUUGGGAAGUGCAAGCAGGAACUCCAAUCCCGAUUUUUAAAAGAACACUAGCAGAUCCCCCCAAAUCCAGGGAUAAUUCAUACGGUCCCUCUCAAAUGUUAAUGUUCAGUCUCACUGGAAUGCUCAGAAUUUCUGUCAGGUAGGGUUGCCUGGUCUCAGGAGAGGCCUAGCCAGAAUCUAAGGGAUUCUAUAUAUUUUUCUCACUGGGUUUGGAUGUUUUGGCACUGACUCUGCCACACUGUACCCAUUGGCUCUACCUGGUGGCACCACUAGGCUCUUCCCUAGACCAGGUAGGUGCCAUCCUCCACGUAAUCUUUUACCCUGCCAAUCUGCCAGUCACCACUUCCUUCAUCUCCAAGUCUGGCUUCAAGAGACCAGACAGUCCUAGGUCAUCUGGACUUCCUUUGUUGAAUUAUCGGUACUUUCCUAAAAGAACUACAAAGGACUGGGUCCUGACAGUCACAGUCUUGUAUUAAUAUUAUAUUUAUAUCCUGGUAUUCGUCUAGGUGCUGAAAUGUAUUGGGCAGGUGUGACACACACCCCCCAAAGACUGAGAUGGAGCUAGCAUGUAGCACUUUCCAGAUUAGCCUGCAGGUUCUGGAGCUCUGCUAUCAUAAAGCUUUUGAGACGUCUAUACAGUUCAAGUUGCCUAAGCAGCAUCUGGUGUUUGGGUUAUGUAUCAGGUUCCCACCAGAGUAAGUCACAGCCGGUGGUUUGGGUAACACAUCAACUUCCCACAAGAGCAAAAGACUGACAAAAAUUUGGCAACCAAGUCAACAAAGAUAAUUUCCAAGGCUAGCCAGACUCCUUAUUCAAGGUGUCAGCAUGAGAUCGGCAAAAGCUUACAGAGAAGGUAACCAUUCUCACACAGCGAUGUUUUGGCAUAAGUAGGCAUGAGAAGCUAUCAUUUUAUAGACUAAAUAUAAUUAAAGGCCUAGGCCAACAGGAUUUUUCUGGGCUUUAUCUGGGCGUUUGAGGGGCAAUUGCUGGCCACUAUCUUAAUUCUUUUGACAUGACAUCUUCCACUGCUUGGCAGUGGCUCCCUUUGUAUGCUGUGGAAUCAGCAACACACCCACCCAUUUAAAAUUUGCAGCACCCAUCGCUAAGAGGUGUGGUGAGUGGGCAUAAUUUAGCACACAUGUUUAAGAAUCCAGUACAGGUUUGGCUAUUAGGAUAAAUAAAUACUGCACAGAGGUGGCAAAGAAGAGCCUCCCAACUUUACACAAGGGUUAAUAAAUAAUUCUUAGUGUGAGAAUAGAGCUGUUACCAUACAUAAGGUGUUUCCCGUGGAAGCUGGGCAUUUUAUCUCAAUUCUUUCUCCACUUUUCUACCCUAUUUCCAAAAUAGCCCGAGCCAGUCAGGCUACAUUCAACCUCAAUAUUUAUUGAGCAUCUGAUUUGUCCAAUGAUACAAGCAGGUUUCCAUCUAUGGGAAAGACCCUGUUCCAUCACCUACUCUUUAUCUGUUCCCCUGUAGGUACAAAGUCUCCAGGCCUGGGCAUUUGUGAGUGGCUUCUUGUCGUCCUUUCUCUCCUCCUCCUCAUAGUCACGUUCCCCAUUUCCAUCUGGUUCUGCAUGAAGGUAAGUCAUUGGGGCUGUUGCACGUGCAGGAACUAUAAUUUAUCAAUUUCCAGAGUUCGCGUACAGGCCCAAACAGAAGACCAAGCAUAUCUCAUUCACACACGCUGCUAUGUGUAUGACUCAAUGCGAACGAGGUUUUACAAAGGUUCUGUGUAAGUAAACAAGUAGUUCCGAAUUGAUGUGAGUCAAGCAUCCAUAUAUAGACCUCAGAUAACACUAAACACUAAUUCUUCCAGAAAUUACAAUCUGAAUACCAAAGUCUUCACAAAGCCAAGAGGUCUCCUUCCUGCUCACAGCAGUCUCCCUCAUCUAUUUUAUCAUGUUCUUAAUUACCUAUAUUGUGAAUAAAAGUACUACUGCCCACUUGUCUUCUUUCACCUCAAGGUGCAUUUGAAGUGGAGUAAUUACUGCUACUUGGAGGCAAAGAUAAUGAUAAUUAAUUUUGCUUCUGUUUCAUUUAUAUGCCCAAGAUCUACUAGAAUUGUUCUCAUUUGUAAUCGUUUCUCCUUUCAGAUGUAGUAGCUAUUCUACACCACCUUACAUAAACAGGGUACUUUGGAAUAAUCUAGGUAGGCUGAAAGAGCUUACCUUAGAAAUAAUGCCGCUUACGUUUUAUUCAGCUUUCUUCUACAUUUCCCUUCUGAGUUUUAAAAAAGAGCCCUGUUUUCUUUUGCAGUUGGUCAUGCAACUUACAAACAUUCCUUGUGGUGGCUUGAAUUGCAGGGAAGAAGUUAGCAUGUAGGUGUAGACUGUAGCAAACACUGUGCAAACACUCCCACAAUCAGACAUGAGGCAUGACAAUGUUUGGUUCCUUCCAUUGCUGGCCCCUUCAGACAGCCAACUCCUCACACGGGCUAGAGCCUCUGCACAUGCUGUUUUUAAGAAACUGAAGCCAGAAACAGCAAGUGAAGCUCUUUUAAUCCUCAGUCACAAACGCUUGUGGCCAGCUGGAGGCCCCUUUAGCCUCACAUGCUACACUGAUCCAUAUCCUACAUUGAAAACAUGCGCCUUCCCCCCCAAAAUCCUAGGGAAAGUAGUUUGUUAUGGAUGCUAGGAAUUGCAUUCCACUUCCCAGGAUUCUUGGGGGAAAGUCAUGCGCUUGAAAUGUAUGGUGGCUGUGAAACAAGAUGAUUCUUCCCACUCAACAAAGGCCCGUCAUCAUUUUACAUUUGCUGCAGCAGGAGGCACCAGGCAUUUCCGUUCUCCUGGGCUUUUAGAGCAGAGGUUUCCACACGGUACGUAGUUCCGCUUUAUCUUACAGAUUCCCACCAUCCAUUUUUCCAUGACAGAUUGUACGGGAGUAUGAAAGAGCCAUUUUGUUUCGAUUUGGACGCCUUCUUCGCGGAAGGCCCAGAGGGCCUGGUAAGUAUAGAACUAUCAGCCUUUCGGGAAGCCUCAGGUUAUGUACCAGCUGGGGAAGUUCUGGGGAGCCAAAUAAAGGUAAAGGGACCCCUGACAGUUAAGUCCAGUCACAAACGAUUCUGGGGUUGUGGCGCUCAUCUCGCUCUACAGGCCGAGGGAGCCGGCGUUUGUCCACUUCCGCAGACAGUUUUUCUGGGUCAUGUGGCCAGCAUGACUAAGCUACUUCUGGCGAAGCCAGAACAGCGCACGGAAACACUGUUUACCUUCCCGCUGGAGUGGUACCUAUUUAUCUACUUGCACUGGUGUGCUUUUGAACUGCUAGGUUGGCAGGAGCAGGGACCGAGCAACAAGAGCUCACCCCGUCGCAGGGCCUUGAACCGCCGACCUUUCGAUUGGCAAGUCCAAGCGGUGCACUGGUUUAAACCACAGCGCCACCCACGUCCCUCCAGGGAGCCAAAUACCUUCCUCCAAACCGCUCUGAUUGGCUCUUGGAAGGCUUUCGAGGCAAUGCCUCCCCUUAUCUUCACCUUCUGACCCCAGGCUGUGCCCUUCAGUAGACGUGUGCCACCCAGCUCUGGAACUGCUGUUGCUUGCCUACUUGGAGAGAUGUGCGUGGGUGUGCACAGACCUGACAUUUGAACAGCAGGCUACAUUUCAGUGAGGCAAGGGCUGGAACCCCACCUGCUGCUAUUCCCACUUUUGCCCAUUAGGAAAUGCAGCCCUCAGGCUGGAAAAGGUUCCCUGCCCCCAUUACAUGCCAUUGCACAUAGUGGCCUGCAUGUGGAUUGUACUAUUGGUGCUCAAGUAGCUGAACUUGACAUUUAGAUGGACCCUCCCAUGGCUGAGUUGAGAAACAAUUUCCUGUGUACAGUGGUGCCCCGCAAGACGAAUGCCUCGCAAGACGGAAAACCCGCUAGACGAAAGGGUUUUCCGUUUUCAAUGCGCUUCGCAGGACGAAUUUCCCUAUGGGCUUGCUUCGCAAGACGAAAAUAUCUUGCGAGUCUUGAGAUUUUUUUUCCGCUUUCCCCCCCUUUUUCUAAGCCGCUAAGCCUUUAAUAGCCUUUUAGCAGCUAAUCCGCUAAGCCGCUAAGCCUUUAAUAGCCGCUAAACCGCUAAUAGCGCUAAGCCGCUAAGCCGCUAAUAGGGUUGCUUCGCAAGACAAAAAAACCGCUAGACAAAGAUACUCGCGGAACGGAUUAAUUUCGUCUUGCGAGGCACCACUGUAGUUUUGUACAGAUAUACCACGAGCAUUGUGUGAAGGGAAGGUACUGUCCCCUCUCCUCCUUCAAAGUCACAUGCUGGUCUUUGUUAAAUUCUCUACCUGGUAAGCUGAAGCGCAGGGACGCGGGUGGCGCUGUGGGUUAAACCACAGAGCCUAGGACUUGCCAAUCAAAAGGUCAGCGGUUCGAAUCCCCGCAAUGGGGUGAGCUCCCGUUGCUCAGUCCCUGCUCCUGCCAGCCUAGCAGUUCGAAAGCACGUCAAAGUGCAAGUAGAUAAAUAGGUACCGCUCCGGCGGGAAGGUAAACGGCGUUUCCGUGCGCUGCUCUGGUUCACCAGAAGCGGCUUAGUCAUGCUGGCCACAGGACCCGGAAGCUGUACACCGGCUCCCUUGGCCAAUAAAGCGAGAUGAGUGCCACAACCCCAGAGUCGGUCACGACUGGACCUAAUGGUCAGGGGUCCCUUUACCUUAAGCUGAAGCGCACAUCAGUUAGUAAAGCUUUAUGAUUAUGGCUACUUCAAAUGUUCAUUACCUUUGGUCCGCAUUUGUGGAGGAAUGAGAGAAGAGGUGCCCCAUGUAUAUAUGUAGACUCAGGCAGGGGAAAUGCAACAAGCUGGUGAUGCCAGGCUGCUGUAGGAAGGCACAGGUGAGGAGGGCACGGUUUAGGGAGAGUGCUUGGAUGAAGAGACCAGGCAGGACAGACGAUGCCCAGGCACUAAUGUGAGCCCAUUAUGGGGCCCAUGAAACCACCAGUUUCUUCAGGGCAAAUAACACUCAUUAUAAGUCUAAGAAAUAGGACAAUCAUGACUCAGGAUUGUUAGACAGAUGAAUGAGAAAGAGAAUUUUGCUGAAUGAGCCAGCACCGUUGGGUCAAUUAAACUCAAUUAAAGACACAAUUGCAAGGAGAUCAAAGUUAUCAGUAUUUACCCCACGGGCUGGAAAAAUAAACAGCUUUAGGUUCCUUUGAAUAAGUCUGAAACUGGAGGCCAGAAAGUUUGUCAGAACAUCUCCCCAUUGUUCCUGUUCAGAUUUGUAGCACUUCAGAAACCUGUUUGAAAAGAAACAGCACCAAAACUAAAAUUUUUGUGUCCGUGUCUGUUUAUACAUGCAUGAUCAAUCUCUCUCACACACACACACUGAUGUAAAAAUUGGGGAUUGGCUUUUGCUGCCCAAGUUCCCUAAGUCCAUGAUCGGUCAGAGAAGAAUGGAUGGAGGCAGGAUCCAGUGGAAAGCAAGACAGAUAUUUAUUUUUCUGUUGCAACAAAGUUCCCUCCCUUCCUACCAAGGAGGAAGAGACCCUGAACAAAAAUGUGCAGGAACCUGUAAGUCCUUUUGACAUUGCCCAACCCGCUUAGCCAAAGACCACCCCAAAAUCAUCAUACAUACAUCAUAGGAGGUGGUCUACAGGAGAAAUCCUGUCUGCCACGAUACCUGAUAAUGGUCACUGAUUGCAUUACCUGGGUAGUCUGGCCAUUCUUUUGUGAUGGUUAAUACUUUAGUUCCUGAAACCAGGUCACUGGCUCACCCUAUUCAGACACAAAUACGCCCUUAAGACAGGAUGCAUAAGCAAAAAGACAAUGGGAAGGCUUUCCCCAUUUGCCUCCCUUACAGCAGAGGAAUAUUUGAGGUCAUUGGGAGAGUCAAAAUGGCUUCAGGAUUGCUCUCUCCGUGCUAUUUCAGAUAAAUGGUUUAUAUAUAUUUAGAUAUGUGUGCAUUUAUGAAUAUUUAUUCUCCAUUUGAGACCUUAGAAUUCUUACAACACACACCUCUGUUCUACAUCUUCAGAUUCCAAAAAAGCACUGCUGCCUAACUAAAAAGGCUGGAUUCUCUAGUCAGUCCAGGCCUAUUACCUUUUGCAUUAAGAAAUGUGAGUUUUCUUCUUUAUUUACACCAUCCAGCUUGCAAGUGCUGCUGUUCUCUUUCUCCUAACAGGAUUAUUCCUUUUCCUGCCAUGUUUGGACACCUACCACAAAAUAGACCUUCGCCUCAAAACCUUAGAGAUCCCUUUCUAUGAGGUAAGAGAGACACAGUCUGCCCCUUCUGCUCUUUGAGCUUGUUUGCAGGAGGCAAAGUCAGUAGAAGUUUACUUAGAUUCACCAUUCCAAUUAAUUAGGAAGCCCCUGGUUCAAAUCUCACCUUGGCUUUGAACUAAAUGCAUUGCUUUUCGGCAAGCCAUUUGACUCAGCCUCAUCCCCAGCCCCACAAUAAUUAUACUGAUCUAUCUAACGGGACAGUUGUAGGAUUACUUAACGUAAAAGAAGGCUGUAGAUCAGUGACAGAACAUCUGCUUUGCAUGCGGAACAUCCCAGGUUCAUUCCCUGACAUCUCCAGCGAAGGUUAGGAAUCAACACAGUCUGAUGUUUAUUUGGUAAUACAGUGGUACCUCGGUUUACAAACUUAAUCCGUUCCAGGAGUCCAUUCUUAAACCAAAACCGUUCUUAAACCGAAGCACGCUUUCCAUAAUGAGACCUCCCGUCGCCGGUGCCCUUCCACCAUUCAGAUUUCAUUCUUAGACCGAGGUAAAGUUCUCAAACCAAGACACUAUUUCCGGUUUCGCGGCGUUUGUAAGCCAAAUCGUUCUUAAACCGGACUGUUCUUAAACCAAGGUACCACUGUACCAUAUUGGCCCGAAUAUAAGUCACACCCGAAUAUAAGCCGCACCUUUAAAUUCAGGGGAGGGGGGAGAAAAAAAGACAAUACCCGAAUAUAAGCCACUCCCUUAAAAUUCCAUAGGCACUCACACCUGUUCUGUUUUACUGUAUGUCUGUUUAAGCAGCAGUAUCGUAAAAGCCCAUUUUUGUAAGGUUGCAAAUUUAAGCCGCACUUUCAACUUUUCAUGGUUGGAAUUGGGGGGGUGGGGGAGUGAGGCUUAUAUUUAGGCCAAUACGGUACGUAGAAACAGCUCAAUCCAGCCCAGGGCUGGAAUCAGAUUUCCUGUUAUUUUUCCAUUGGCAAAACUGUAUUUUGUUAUAGAUUUGAGGGGACCCUCCAAAAAACAACCCUAGGAAUGAAUAAAUACUAGGAUUUUGAUUAAUUGGGAUAUGGAUUAAAGUACAAGCUGAAGAGCUGUGCCAGACAGGGAAUUCCUGGGCUGGCUUCUACAAAGCAGCCUGGCUGGCUUAGUGAAGAACAAAAGAUGUUGUUGGGCCACUGGAGAAUGAGAUGUUACCAAAGUGAUGGGGUGUGUGUUUGAGGCGACAGGAAAAGGGAUUUUUGAGCAAGGGUUGCUGGGAAGGAAAAGCAGGAAGAAGAGCUGAGAUCCAUCUUUGGAGGAGGCUGGCUGCAGAGAUGCCUUGGGCUAUAGGGCCACACUGCUGUGGGGGACAAACCCCUCUUGAAAUGACUGUGCAGUAAGACCUGGACUCCCUCCAGGCAGACUGAAGGUGUGAAUAGGUGAAUAAACCAUAUUUCUUAAAGCCACAACAGUCUCUGCUGCGUCUUCAAUUCUCCAAAGGAACACGGACCCUGGGUGAGUGCCUGGGACCCCAUGGGCUCUUGCCACCACUUGGCAGACAGGGGGGCAGGCACCCAGCUUUCAUAACAUUCUAUUGCAGGGGUCAGCAAGGUUUACCUCACCUGGGCUGGUUCACUCCAGCAGAGAUCCCUCUGUGGGCUAGAUUGCGCGCGCAAGUACGCACGCCUGCGAUUUCUGGCGUCUGCGCAGACGCGAUUUCCGGCGCAUGCGCAGAUGUGAUUUCUGGUGCCAUCCCCGCGCCACACUGCACCCAUUUAGUGCAGCACACUGGGACUCAUUGGUUAAACGACUCCCGUGGGCUGCUUGUGGCCCAUGGGCCUUAGGUUGCCGACCCCUGUUCUAUUGGAUGGUCACACAAUGCCUUCUGCUUGCCCUAGACCAUAACCAAGGACAUGGCAAGUCUAGAAAUAGAUACCAUCUGUUACUAUCGAAUGGAGAAUGCCACACUCGUCACGACCACCCUCGCCAACCACUCGAAGGCAAUCCAGCUGCUAGUGCCGACCAUCGCAAAGCGCUUUCUGGCACAGCGGUCGCUCACAGACAUCCUGAUGGAGAGGAAGAGCAUCAGCCAGGAGAUAAAGGUGGGUUGGCUAUAGCGCUGUACAGAGGACAUGGUGGGGAAGUCCAUCACUCAGGGUGGGAGGCUUGCCCAGUGGCUGCUACAAGCAGAACUGGGGAAAUGGUAUGGGAGCCAAUGAAAGGACACGAGGGAAAUGCUUCUGCCUUGCUAUUGGGCACCUUCUCCUUCCUGAAAGUGGCUUUACAGUACGUAAACUCAGAACUGCCUUGCAAGAUCCACCCAGGGCAGCAUUUCCUUUCAAACAACAACAACAGGCAACCAGACACUAUACUGCCUCCAAACACAGGGUUGCCAACUGGCUAGGUGAACCAGCCUACUGUUGUCUCCUGCGCCUUUAAGAACAGCUUGGCUUGCAGAAACUAGAAAGUGAUGCUUUGAAUACCAUGGUGAUAAAUGCAAUAUUUUGUGAAUUGCACAUUGUCUUAGUCUAUUCUGGUUGAUAGGGAGAGACAAUUGUAUAAAUAUAAGAUUAGCUGCAUGCCCUUUUAGUGAAGUGAGUGGCUAGAGAGGUCUUUUUCUCCCUCUCAUAGUAGACCUUUAAGUGGCCCAGUAAAUGAUGGGCAGUUAGGUUUGGGGCAGACAAAAGGUACUAGACUUUGCUCCAGUUUAGGUAACUUUAGAUAGGAAUCUGACAAAUUAAUUAAGGAUUGACCUAUAAUCAGCUAGUAGCCAAGACGGAGAAAAGGGAACCUUUUUGAAAAAGCUGUAAUCCUUUAUUGAACAGCUCUUUGCUAACCUAACUCAGGGUAGCUUUACUCCUUGGUUUGCAUCAAGGAGACAGCCAUCCCUACUAGAGCACUUCUCACUGGAAAUGUUAGGACACUGCUGUUUUUGCAUUUUUAAGUUGCUCAUCCAUCAUAUAAAGCUGCUGCCAAUAAGAAGACACUUUUUUUGCAGGUGGCUGUGGACGCCAUCACCUGUCAGUGGGGGAUCAAGGUGGAAAGGACAGAAAUGUAGGUAUGAAAUGUGAGAUCUGCAGAAAUACUUAGGUGACAAAAUAUCAGGAGAGGGGUCUCCGAGACCUUUCACUAUUGUUAAUGCCGCCCCUACAAGUGUAAUCAGUUUUUGUUAUUUCUCCCCUUGAACAAUCCCUGGACAUAGGGGUCACCCUGGUACAAGCCACCAUUUUGUGGGCCUCCUCCUUGAUCCUUCUGCUGCUGUCUCUUGCAGGGGCACAGCUAGCUCCUCACCCAUCUGUUUUGACAUGGCUGGGGUUGAAAAGGGUUGAUUUCAAUGACCAGAAAUGUAAGAGGUGCUGCUUAAAAACUGGCAGCUCAGAGCACCAAAAGUUACCCCAUUCCUGCAGUUUUAUGGAUCUACAUAUGGCCAGAAAGGCUACAGCUGACCACCUCUCCAUUUGUUUAGUCACCUUGGACAAACAUUUGAGUGGCUCCCAUUUUGCUAUGAUAUCCUGAAGGCAAGGGUGCCAGGUGGCAAUUGGCUCCACAGCCCCACCAAGAGCGGGGAAGGGAGGGCUCUGGCCAAUUACUCCCAUCCCUUCUGGCAGCCAGGCAGCCUGGGAUGUCUUCUCACUGAUCACAGUGAGGGCAGAAUAAGAAUUGCCUCCUGUCCUGAUCCCAGCACUGAAUCAGUUUGGCGCCAUCCAGAAAAGGCAGCUGUGAACCAGAUGUAUUGCUCAGCCUUCCUGGGCUGUCAGUUUUCUGCUGCUUCUGCAAUCCUGCUGGGGAAGUGGAACAGGAUGAAAAAAGCUGAGGUUUUAUUGGGUUGGUGGGAGCCAGAGUCCAGCAAAAGUGGGAGGGCAACAGGUUCUUGAUUCCAGAGCUACGGGAAGUAUUUGUGCAUAUAUGCAGCCAUGAAGGACAUCCUAGGGCCAUUUAAAACUUCUUCAGGACAUUCCUACAGCAUUUGUUCUGUUCCUAACAGAACAAAUGAGAACGAAUCCGACACGGAUACAUCCCACUGCCAAUGUAAAUGUCGCUAGAGUUGCUAACAAAUGAGUAGGCCCACUCAGGAGUGGCAAUGAGAGGGAUAUUCAGCCAGUGACUGGCUUUUCACAAAACAAAUGAAAUACCAUGAAAAUCCCUGAAACAAGAAGUAAUUGACUAGAAAUAUUAUCUUAUAGAAAUAAACUAAAUAAUAAAAAUCAAAAAGUUUUAAGGCUUUGUUCAAUUCUAGUUUUUUCUAAUUUUUACCUUAAACUUUUUCAAACCAUUAUUUCAUUUGUUUUGUGUAAUUUCUCUGUUCCGUGACUGUCUUUUUUUCUACUAGUGACUGGCUUUUCAGCUGGCACCCAAGACAAAGGUCCCAUUUAACCUGGUAACUAGCUGGCCAGUUGGCCAGCCAACCAUGUAGGCAUGCUGAUAGCUAGCACUCAUUUCCCCCUGAUGUAGUACAAAGUUUCCUUCCUGAGCUAAAUGGUUGUCUUAACCACAGUGGCUAUGUUCCCCCUCCAACCUCUGCAUACCAGCUGCUGGCAAUCACAGGUGGGCAGAGUGCUGCCAUGCUCAGGUCCUGCUUCCCACAGGCAUCUGGUUGGCCCUGUGAGAACAGGGUGCUGGACCAGAUAGGUCAGUGGUCUGAUCCAGCAGCCAGGCUCUUCUUGUGUUCUUAAACAGAAAAUCAUUUACAGUGGUACCUCUGGUUGCGAACGGGAUCUGUUCCAGAGGCCCGUUCGCAACAUGAAAAGCCUGCAACCCGAAGCACCGUAUCUGCGCAGGUGCGCAGCGCGAUUUGGUGUUUGUGCACAUGUGGAAAGUGCAAUUUAGCGCUUCUGUGCAUGCGCGAGUGGUGAAACCCGGAAGUAACCCCUUCCGGGUCGCCACAGGACACACCCUGAAAAAACGUAUCAUGAAGCAAACGUAACAUGAGGUAUGACUGUACGCUGUUUCCAGUUUGGGUCUGCAGUCCCAGAUUUCAUUAAUUUCAUUCAUUUCAGUAAAGAUGUGCGGUUGCCAACGGAGCUUCAGGAGUCCCUGGCUGCACAAGCCGAAGCCCAGAGACAGGCCAAAGUGAGGGUAAGGCAAUACACUGACACGGUAUGUUUUUAUUACUGGAAGCUACGGGCAGGAGGGAGCUAUGGGAGAGAGAUGCUGUCCUCCCAAGCUUGCUUCUCUUCAGGUCUAAUCAGACAAGCGUUGGCCAUGGUUCUGCCUGCAUCUCACAGCACAUGGGAGUGAGUCACUGGUCAAAACUAAUUCUGUUGGUUAUCCAGCUUUUGUUAAUCUAAAGCAGGCAAUCUCAAACUCGGCCCUCCAGAUGUUUUGGGACUACAUCUCCCAUCAUCCCUAGCUAACAGGACCCGUGGUCGGGAUGAUGGGGAUUGUAGUCCCAAAACAUCUGGAGGGCCGAGUUUGGGGACGCCUGAUCUAAAGCAAUGAGCCCUUCUCGUUUGCACUAGUUAAUUUAUAGGUACUUAAUGUAAAUCCAUUUCCUUUGGCUGGAAACCUAAGAGAUGGAGGAGGUACAACACGAAGGCUGUUUGGGAGCUGCACUGGAAAAUGGAAGCUCCAGGCUGUUUCAAUUCUACGCAGCACAAGAAUGAAAUAAAUUUCUUCCACGCUAACCCUGCAUGCUUUCCUUUGGGCUGUCGGAAACAAAAUGGAAAUUGAAGUGAUGUGGCACCCAGGAAAAUAUCACCACAUGUAACACACUUCAAAACAUCCAAUAUAAAGUCAGGUAAUAAGUGACUUUAUAUUGACUUUUCUUCCUUUAAUGGAUUAUCCAGAGAUUGGGAAAAUCCAAAUCCAUUGACAGGGGAUUAUGGGCUGCCACUUGAAUAAGAUAUUGUCUGGAUGCUGUCCCUUAUAAGCCAGUUGUUCCCCUGUGGUGGGAAUUAAUUACAAGUUUCUUUUCAUUAUCCCCACCACCACCAUUUUAUUACUUUUUAUAGGAAAACAGUGCUAUUUUACUAAAAAAGAAAAAAAAUGCAAGGAAAUAAAUCACUUAUCCCUGCCCUCCUCCAAAUAGGAACAAAUGCUGACUAAUAAGAGGAAAUUACCUCAGGAAGAAACAAACGCCCAGAACCUGCACAUAAGUAGUAUCUAAUUAACACUGGAGGGCUUUUACUCAGUUGAACUUGCUUCUGAGGAAACAUUAGAGGUGGUUUUUGGCCUUGAGGGUGAGCAUUCAAUGUAGCACUAUUUUAAGUGCUGUGCAGAACCUGUUUUUGUUUUACUUCCAGCUGACGAACAGCGUUGCUUCUACAACACUGAAGGGCACCAUUAUGGAAGGAACCACGGGCGGUACUCAACAAAGUUUUACUCAGGGUAGACCUAUUGAGAUUAUUGAACCCAUCAAAGUUAGUCCCAUUGAUAUCAAGGGAUCUACUCUGAGUAAAACUUCGUUGCCUCCUGCCCCAAAGGAAGAUCUUCUAAAUACCUUGUGUUCUAGGUCAUAGCUGCUGAAGGAGAAAAGGCUGCUUCCGAAUCGCUGAAGGUGGCAGCAGAGGUGCUUUCCCACACACCAGCCGCCCUCCAGCUCCGCUACCUUCACAUGCUGCAAAGCCUGUCUGCAGAGAAGCCGUCCACCUUUAUUCUUCCUUUCCCCCUUGACCUCAUGAAUCCUUCAUCAGGAGACAACAUGAAAUCCACAGGCUGCAACCGCUCUUCAGAUGUCGCCAGCAACCCAGAGGCUCCAAAGGCGAAGGAUUCCCCAAUGUUGUAGGACUAAGCCAGGGGCAGCAUCUAGGCCUCUCUGUCUAGCUUCUCGGGCCGUAACCCAUUGCCUAGUCCAUAAUUCGUACCCACCUGCUUUGCACCCUCCUGAAGUGUUUUUGCCUGGCUGAAAUGUGCCCUUGAACUCACCUGGAUGGAGGGUGAGAGAGGGGAUGUUAGUCUGUGUAGGGGGUGUUUGCCUACUGGAUGAAGGCAAAAUUCGCAGCUGUUGCUCUGCCCGCAUUUGCCCUGGGUCCCAUUCACUACUGGAAUGCGGCCCCUUGGAGGCUGCUUAUGAGUCAAUGUGGCCCUUGGUCUGAAAACAUUUUGCCACUCCACUACAGGAAUUCAGCAGAAGAAUCUGCAUUUCAAACUGUAGCUGAUGUAGUCAUGGUUGAUCCUCUAUUGGGCCCCCUGUAAUUAAAUCUGCUUAAACUUUUAAACUCCUGAACUGAGAGGUCAGCAGCUGGGCUACAUAUGAUGAGGGCGGCUGCUUUGCCACCAAGUGUAUAAAACAGGGAAUUGCAGCCAGUCCUAGCUGUGUGUGGGGAGUGCAUCUCAGCCCUGUUUUUUCAAAUGUGUAUUUGUUUCUUUCCACACUAUAUUUUUAGAUGCACAGUCAAAGCUUGCUAGGAACCACCCCCAUGUGAUAUUAUUCCCAGUUAAAAUCCAAUACCGAGUUCAAAUUAUUAUUCUGCUGUAAAGCUCACUGGGUGACCCUGAACCAGUCACAAUUGCUCAGUAGAGACAUCACCUUGCCAACAAAGGUCCGUAUAGUAAAAGCUAUGGUUUUCCCAGUAGUGAUGUAUGGAAGUGAGAGCUGGACCAUAAAGAAGGCUGAUCGCUGAAGAAUAGAUGCUUUUGAAUUAUGGUGCUGGAGGAGACUCUUGAGAGUCCCAUGGACUGCAAGAAGAUCAGACCGAUCCAUUCUUAAGGAAAUCAGCCCUGAGUGCUCACUGGAAGGACAGAUCGUGAAGCUGAGGCUCCAACACUUUGGCCACCUUAUGAGAAGAGAAGACUCCCAGGAAAAGACCCUGAUGUUGGGAAAGAUGGAGGGCACAAGGAGAAGGGGAUGACAGAGGACGAGAUGGUGGGACAGUGUUCUCGAAGCUACCAGCAUGAGUUUGACCAAACUGCGGGAGGCAGUGGAAGACAGGAGUGCCUGGCGUGCUCUGGUCCAGGGGUUCACGAAGAGUCGGACACGACUAAACGACUCAACAACAGCAACACUUUACCUUGCAGAGCCAUGUCAUCAAGAUUAAAAGAGGUGUAGAUGUUGGGAAAGAUGGAGGGCACAAGGAGAAGGGGACGACAGAGGACGAGAUGGUUGGACAGUGUUCUCGAAGCUACCAGCAUGAGUUUGACCAAACUGCGGGAGGCAGUGGAAGACAGGAGUGCCUGGUGUGCUCUGGUCCAUGGGGUCACAAAGUCAGACACAACUAAACAACAACAACAGGGACGGAGAAAGUUAAUGCAUGCUUCCUUUUAACAUCUUGGAUGAAGAGCUGGAUAAUAAGCUCAUCCGUUGGGCAUUCUUGUUCUCUAGUCAUUCCGCUCCUUGUCCCUAUUUCGAAAGGCAGAUACCAUUGCAAGAUACGAAGAUAAGAAGUGUUGGUGGUGGAGCGAAAGAAGCUUAAGGCCAGUCCUCCCACCUCCUUGAGCCUGAAAAUGGUGUGUCCUGCCUGAGGCAGUUCACAGAGUGAAAGUGAGCAGCACAGCACAAAAGAAGUUUGGGAACUUGCUGCGAAAGCUCUUUGCUGUCUGUUUGCUUUAAUUGUUAAUUGGCUCAGGGAGUAGCCCUCCCUUCCCGGCUAUCAUUAAAGCCAACAGAGGCGGGACACCAUCUGUGUCUCUUUCAGCAGAGGGACAAGGAUUGGGCUGGGCCUGGACAAAGCAGGCUGGCAGUUCCAUCAGCAGCCCAAGAGUCUCAGACUCAGUAGAGACGAUUUAGUGGAAGGAGCAAAAAAACAAAUGGGUGGUUUCUACUGAGCGGAAGGAAAACACAGGAGGACCGGAGUGGGGCUUCCUGACAGACACAACUUGAGCUUAGCCCUUGUUCUGUUCUGUUGUUCCCAUCAAAACAAAAGAAAACCUUUGAACACAAAAUGGCAAAUUCUACAAAAGAAUAAACUCAAGCUAGUCAACAAAUUCAUCUAACGUGUGCUAAAUCCGAGGUAUAUUCAGGGCCAGGUGGAACCUUCUUACUUGAUCAGCUCUUGCUAAGAGCUUUUAGAAUGGUAAAUUUUGUCUGCUGUUCUUAUUGUCAGCCUCACUGCUACUUGUUUUAGUAUUUUUGUGGUUUCUACGUGCUCUGAUAUUAUGUGAACUUUGUUAACAUCACCCUUGGAGACUCUGGG